AUGCUCUUCAAAAUGCUCAUCGCGUUCGCGCUUCUGGCCGCCGUUUGUGAGGCCUCGGUGGGACGCACCAACGAGAAGGCGGGUAGCACGGUUCGCAUCGACAGCGUCCCGAAUUCCGAAGGCAUUCGACGCACCGUCGCUGCCGGCGAGCAGAUAUUCGACUUCAAGAAGGGCUACUUUGUGGAUGCCAAGGGAAAGAAAAUUGAGGGAAUCGAUCAGAGCAAUUAUCAUGCCGAAAAUGGAACGCUGAUCAUCAAGAAGAUCUCGAAAAGCGAUGCGGGAAGCUAUGUUUCUGAGCCAAAUAAUCCAAUCAUUUCCAAACAAGACGAUGGCACUUUUGUCGGACUCGCCGGCCCACAAUUAAUUGUUACUGUUGAAUAA
Caenorhabditis bovis is the source of this 381-nucleotide messenger RNA. The record is from the annotation of a GenBank genome assembly. Lineage: Eukaryota; Metazoa; Nematoda; Chromadorea; Rhabditida; Rhabditidae.